AUGGCAGCUGCUCCCGCUGCAGCGACUGCGCAAUGGACUAAAGACAACAUUUACAAUGCACUCAAAUCACACAAUACCCUAGCCAAAUGGGACGUGAUGGUAGCAUUUGAUCUAGAAUUUGUCAACGCCGAACUACAGACCAGCGCAGCGAGCAAGGAGAAUGAGAAGGUUAUCAGCCAGGAAGACAGCAUAGCGUGGCCUCAGCCUGGAGAUAGCUACACCCAUGCACCAGCGGAGAAAAGAACGAUCUCAUGGAAGUUCGGCAUGCCAACAAUGCAGUUUUAUGAGGGCAAGGGUGACCCUCAAGCUACUCUGACAAUGUCAAUGACUGGCACAUACACAAGAGCAGCCGUAGGUCUCUCAGAGAUAUCACACCCAUUGCCCGCCGGAAUCCUGUUGACAUUGACUGCACCGCUUGUUCAUGUUGGCAGUGCAAACGUCAACGCGGGACACGGUCUUCCAGCUAACACGCCCAUCGCGCUGGAUCCUAAGAAAGAUGCUUCAGUGCACGUCGCACUAGACUUUGCAUCCGUAGAGCCAAAAUUCAACACGAUUUCCUCUCCUGAUUUCGACACUGCUGAAAUCUUACCGAAAGCGCUUGGUAAGAUUCAAGAUCAUUUUCGUAGCUGUGGUGUGGUCUAUAAAAUGCUAGGCACGACGACCACACAAACUACAAAGACAAUUCUGAAUCCCACGGCCGUAUGCUUCACCCUGUACCAGCCAUCUUCCGAUGCUACGACGGCCGGGAAGAGACCUUGCCUACUUAUGUGGAUGGCCGUCAAUGAUAACGAACUUGGUUAUCUUGACAGGUCAGAUGCGCCGCUACGCUUCAAAGGGGAUCCGAGGGAGGAAGUUUGCCCUGUGCCAUCAAGUCAUCAAGCGGUUGCAUACUUCUCGCAAAAUCUCAUUUGGAGAACCAUGAUACAGCCUGCACUAGAGAAAGAAAAGUUUCUUGAGAUAAAACGAGACACUGGAGACAAUGAGGGCAUUAAAUUCACGGCCAAACUGCCAGACAGAGAGAUUCAAGUGGCUGGUAUCUCCGUGACCCUGGAAAGAGGAGCCAAUGGUGAUAGUGGACAAUACAAGAUCGUUGAGUCAGAUAAGACAAGUUUCAACGUCUCUCCAAAGGGCGACGGCUCAUACAAAGAUGCACCACUGGCGACCUUCAAUUUACGCGACUCAUCCAGUAGUAUGUCAUGGCAGGGAGAACUUAAGAACAUACAUUUCACGUAUCGAUACAACGACCAAUACCGCCAAAGAGAGGGCAAGAAGCAGGGUUAUGCCACACUGACCUUAUACAUGGACCAACUCAAUGUAUCGUGGGAAAACGGAGCCGACGAUGAGAUCACGUUGAAAUUCUCCAUGCAAGAUAGUUUCAAGACGAAAGAUCUGAAGAAGGGCGAUGAAGGGGAUUUUUGGAGUGCCAUGUCAGGAUUUUCUGACGAUACCAUUCCUCGUGCGCUUCUUGGCAUAUCGGCAAAUUUUGGCACGUUCAAGUUUACUGCUGGUAUCAACUAUUUCUUGGCUAGCAAUUUGCUAUUUGGUGGUCGAACGGUAUUCAGGCCAGACACAGCUGGAGGAAAUGGAGUCUCACUGCCCGCGGAUAUGUUCGUUCUGGGACCUAAGAAGCCAGCGACUGCUACGGCGCUUGCUAUGUUCGCGCCUCUAUCUGGAGGGAAUACAACGCGCUCUCCGCGAGUGCAAAAGUUGCAAGCCGCUCUUCUUGAAAAGGACGGCAAAUUCGCCCAGAAGCUUAUAGCAGCCCUAUCCAAUAAUGAUCCUGCUGGAGAUGGUGGCGCCGUGCACACUGUCCUAGCGAGCCAGGGCCUCGAAGAUAUCACGGCCGAAGAGCUGACACAUGUUACGCGCAUCUCAGAUGGCUCAGCAGUUGUAGCCGCUUCGAUGGAAAGUAUUCCAUCUAAUGGUAUUUAUGCCAUGUUCGUAGAAACACCUGACCUCAAGGAAUUUGCUGCGGUAUAUACGAUUUCUUCACCAUCAUCCUUGAAAGGCAAGUUCCUGACAGUUAAUCCACAUACUGGAAAGAUAGCCAUUCAAGGCGACGAUAAGGCAAUGAAAGAAGUCAGCAAUCUAGCUGUCACGAACUCGGGCGAAUGGCCCGAAGCAAGCUUCAAUUGCUUUUUUGAUGGCAAGAAUUACGCCUUCAGCGGUGUAAAGUUUACCACUGAUCUCAAUCCUUCGACGAGCGACUUCACCGUCGACUUCUCAGGUGCAGUCGCCCCUGAUGGCGACGAAGGUUUCAAAGGCAGCAAAGCUGUACAUCAAGAGGGCAAAUCGUCUUUCGAAGGCUUUACCGACUUCAACGUCGUCUACGGCUUCAUCUUCACCACCAUCGUGAGUAUCAUCUCAAUCGGAUUCGGAAUUCAAGCAUGGUACUGGCAUGCCAAAGACAAGAAAGCAGGUAAGGACGCAGCAGCGGACCCCGCGAAUGCAACGGCGCUUGAGAUGAAGCAUUAUGAUAUCCUCAAAGUAAAUGUGGCAGACUUGAAGAAGGAUAUUCAAUCCGUGAAAGAUGGAAUCCAAGUAGCGGCGGAGCUACAAUCAGGAAAAGCGACAGACGCAGCACGCAUGUCGCAUAUCCGAACGCAGCUCGAGAACGACCUGAAAACAGAAUUCACCCACCACACAAACGCCAUGGAUCUCUCUCCCCUCGACCCAGCCGACCCCCAAGACCCAAGCAACACCUACGAUCUCGUUGGUCUCCAUAGCAAGCUCGAGGCCAAAGCCAGAACGACCUUGGAAACAGCCCUAUCAUCCGAUCGUACAGUGCUAAUCAACAAAAUCCUGCAACCGUACGAGGAUAGCGCCAUCAUCACGCAAACCGAGAAAGUGACUAUCAGAGACGCCGUUGUAAAGACCAUCGCAGAAAGUAUGCUCACUGCUCUAAAAAGCGACACCUCAGCCGGAGGACCAUCAUACAUGACUUCACACACGCGCGGCCUGCUAGCAACCAAGAUAAAAACCGACGCAAACGCCAAUUCUGCCGCGGCAGCUCGUAAUGUAGUGACGCAGAAUGCGGCGAAAGUAGCUGCGCAGACGAAACUCAACACUGACCAAGCACUCCUACAGAGCAAGAACGCGCAAUUACAAGGUGAACAGGACGCUCCGAAGAUAGCUCAAUUGAACAAUGAUAUUGCGAAUCUGAAUCAUGAUAUUACGACCGAAUCUGCGAAAGAGAUAGCGGCGUCUGCGAAGGAGGGACAAGAGACUGUGCGGGAGACGACUGAGAGAGCCAAAGAACACGAGGCGGGGAAAGAGGAAGGGACGGCGAAAAGUGAGGCGGAUGUUGCUUUUAAGGAGGUGUAG
Molecule: messenger RNA, 3324 nt
Organism: Glarea lozoyensis ATCC 20868
Lineage: Eukaryota; Fungi; Ascomycota; Leotiomycetes; Helotiales; Helotiaceae
Exons: 3
Coding region: 1-3324 (1107 amino acids)
Source: RefSeq, a predicted model, not a curated record